Molecule: messenger RNA, 303 nt
Organism: Trichobilharzia regenti
Lineage: Eukaryota; Metazoa; Platyhelminthes; Trematoda; Strigeidida; Schistosomatidae
Source: the annotation of a GenBank genome assembly
AUGACAACCUUAACAGGUAGGACUGGAGAAUGUUUACUACCGGGGGAUUUUUUACCUAUAACUCACGAUUACAGUAUUAAUAUUAAUCCAGCUGUAGUACAGGAUGCUGAACAUUUCGCCACGUCUGUUAGCGACAGUGAAUUUAUUGGUGAUCAACGAAGUGAAUUAUCAGAUGUUCAAAACGACUGUUUCAUUAAAGCAAAUGUUAUGCACUCGCCCAGUGAUAUAUGGAAUGAGAAACAACUUAAUAAAGCUUCAUUCCUUGAGUCUACAUGUACAAAGUUAAAUUUUGAUACAAAUUAA